CCUAUAAUAUAUAUUUCAAGCUUGGUCUAGUUGUAGACCUAUAACUCUUCAGUUACACCACGAGCACCACCAGCUAAUCCCCAUCCAUGGCCAUCACCACCUCCGCAGCUGCCACGGCGUCACAUUUCUUCGGGACUCGUAUUUACAACCCUAACCUGAUAAGCUCUGGUCGAAUCCAAGCUAGGUUUGGGUUUAGUUUUGGCACCAAGAAAGCACCACCACCACCACCACCACAACCCAAAAAAGCAGCCCCGAAACCACCAUCCGACCGCCUUGUUUGGUUCCCCAAUGCGAGCGCACCGGAAUGGCUAGACGGGACAAUGAUAGGAGACCGAGGGUUCGAUCCUUUCGGCUUUGCUAAACCAGCAGAAUACUUGCAAUUUGAUUUGGACUCAUUGGACCAGAACUUGGCCAAGAAUGAGGCUGGUGAGAUAAUCGGGGUGAUUACGGAGACAGCAGAGCUGAAGCCGACACCGUUUCAACCGUACACAGAGGUCUUCGGGUUGCAAAGGUUUAGAGAAUGUGAACUGAUUCAUGGAAGAUGGGCGAUGUUGGGAACUCUUGGUGCCAUUGCUGUUGAGGCACUCACUGGAGUUGCAUGGCAAGACGCAGGAAAGGUUGAAUUAGUGGAAGGAUCAUCUUACUUAGGGCAACCACUUCCAUUCUCGUUGACCACAUUAAUAUGGAUUGAAGUAUUGGUAAUUGGUUACAUAGAGUUUCAAAGAAAUAGUGUACUUGAGCCUGAGAAAAGGCUCUACCCAGGUGGCUAUUUUGAUCCACUUGGGUUAGCCUCUGAUCCUGACAAAAUUGAUAACCUUAAAUUGGCUGAAAUCAAGCAUUCAAGGCUUGCUAUGGUUGCUUUUCUUAUAUUUGGACUCCAAGCUGCAAUUACUGGAAAAGGUCCUAUUAGCUUCAUUGCUAGCUUUAGCAGUUGAUCAUAGGUCGAUUUACCGCCCCCCCAUUCGGAUAUUCAUGAUUUUCUAUUUUUAUAUAAAAAUUUGAUGUAUUGAUAAAUUCUAUUGUUGGAAUUUCGAGACAUUUUAAUGUCAUCUUUAUGUAAGUUUUCGUGUUUUGUCAUGUCAUAUUGGCCAUGUUGAUUACACUUAGAAAUGGCAAUAAAUUAAAUACCUACAAUUUCUAUAA
Molecule: messenger RNA, 1143 nt
Organism: Gossypium raimondii (Peruvian cotton)
Lineage: Eukaryota; Viridiplantae; Streptophyta; Magnoliopsida; Malvales; Malvaceae
Product: chlorophyll a-b binding protein CP29.3, chloroplastic
Exons: 2
Coding region: 87-935 (282 amino acids)
Biological process (GO): photosynthesis, light harvesting in photosystem I; response to light stimulus
Cellular component (GO): chloroplast thylakoid membrane; chloroplast envelope; plastoglobule
Source: RefSeq, a predicted model, not a curated record